Messenger RNA from Pipistrellus nathusii (Nathusius's pipistrelle), 3666 nucleotides. NCBI's taxonomy places the organism in Eukaryota, Metazoa, Chordata, Mammalia, Chiroptera, Vespertilionidae. The record is from the annotation of a GenBank genome assembly.
AUGACCACAGCCCAGAACGGCCACGGGCGAGUGGCCGCCAUCCCCUGCUCGGCCUCGGAUGCCGCGGACCCUAGCGCGGUGACCUACCCCGCCUGUCAGAACGGGGGAUGCAGCGGCGGCGCCUGCGAAGCCCAGGACGCCAGGCCGGGCCCCGCCAAGUUCGUGCGCCUCUUCUCGGUGAGCCGGAGGCGGGCGGGCGCCCCCGUCGAGCGGCCUCGCUCCGUGGUCCUGAUGGGGCACUCUUCCACCUGGAACGCCCUGGCCUCCUUCCGCAAGAUGGGCUCCUUUAAAAAGCUGAGGUCCUCCGUCUUCCAAGGAAUUCAAAACAGAGAGGGGUGCGAUGCCGCCAAGGCGGAGGCCUUGGAGCCUGACGCGGGCCCGGCCCUCCCCAACGGCGCGGCCGUGGCCCUCCCCGCGGGCGGCGGGCGCGGGGCCUCGGAAGCCACGGGCGGGCCGCCCCAGCCCGGGCCCGCGUCCGACGGCUCGGAGCCCGAGGAGGCGGACGACGCCUUCCAGAGGAGCACGCACCGCUCCCGCAGCCUGCGCCGCGCCUACGGCCUGGGCCGCAUCAGCCUCCGGGACGCCGAGCCGCCGGGCCCGCCCGAGCCCCCGGGCCCCCCGGAGCUCCCGGGGUGCGCUGGCUCCGGCCCCGUGCAGGACGCGGAGCACAACGGCGUCGCCUACCGGAGGAGCAAGAGCACCGACAACCUCAACUUCCUUAGGAAGAGCUCCUUCAAGCGGAAGUCCGCCUCCAACCUCGCCGACCUGCGCACGCCCGAGCGGCCCGCGCCCCGCCGGACGCUCAGCAGCUGCUCUGCCGACUCCGAGAAGCUCGGCGGGUCCGGGUCCGAGCGGAGGACCAAACGCUGGAAGAGCCCCAUCCGGGCCAAGGACUGGGACCGGGUGCUCAGGCUGGUGAGCAGCGCCACCGACGCCGCCUGGAAGCGAGAGCAGCGGCCCAAGGGCGAGGCGCCCUGCCCCGGCGAUGCCGCCCCGCGGCCCGGGCCCCGCAGCCGCCUGCACGACGAUUACUCGCGCCGGGCGUCCAGCGGCGCGGAGCCCGAGGGCAGGAGGCCCGGCCCGGCCCCGGACUUCGGUCCCGCGGGGCCGCGGGGCGCCCACGUGGACGUGGAAACCGCGGUGUUUCCUCUCGAGGCCCAGAGCGGAGCACGCGGAGACUCCCCGGAACCCAAACCUGGCGGCCAGUUUACACUGGGACCCGAGCAGCCGCUGACACCCCUGAGGCCCACCGCUCCCAAGCCCCCCAGCCCGCAGAGCCCCGGCUCAGGGAAGGACCCCAACAGCCUCAGCGCGCUGUCCCUGAGUUCUGCCGACAGUAACAGCAACGAAAGGGUGGAAGGUGCCGGGCCCUUCCCAGAUUCGGUGCGAGCCGCGUGUGACAAAGGCGGUGAGGACAGCGGGUCCAGAAGCCACCCUCAGCUGAGCCUUGGCGAGGCCCAGGGGCCAGAGGAGAAGGACGAGGAGGUUUUUACUGAGGAAUCCUGGAGGCGGGGCUCAUCCCUGGAGGAAGAUGGGAAGGAGGCUCAGAGGACCCCCAGGAGGCGAUGGGGCUCUGGGAGGAGGUCCCGGCCUCGACCACUCUCAGACUAUGGCCAGUUUGCCUGUCGAAGUUUGUCUAUUCCUGAAGACUCAAUUGCUGUGGACCCCCAGAAGGAGGACAUUGUGGACAAUGACCACCAGCUGAGCAUGGCCUCCACGGCCCCCGCAGACCAGAAUGCAGCCACGGGCUGCCCCAAAGGAUGCCAGAGAAGGCGCCCCAUCUCCGUGAUAGGCGGGGUCAGCUUUUAUGGGAACAGCCAGACAGAAGCAAUAGAGACUCUUCUAACCCAACCAGCAGCCAGGCCGCCCGUGCCAGCUCACCAGGUGCCACCCUACAAAGCGAUUUCGGCCCGGUUCCGGCCGUUCACAUUUUCCCAGAGCACCCCCAUUGGGCUGGACCGCGUGGGACGGCGGCGGCAGAUGCGAGCAUCCAAUAUUUCUUCAGAUGGCGGUACUGAGUCCUGUGCCUUAGUGGAUGACAACGGCAGCGAGGAGGACUACAGCUAUGAAGACCUCUGUCAGGCCAACCCCAGAUACCUGCAGCCUGGCGGGGAGCAGCUGGCCAUCAACGAGCUGAUCAGUGAUGGCAGUGUGGUCUGUGCAGAAGCUUUGUGGGACCACGUGACCAUGGAUGACCAGGAACUGGGCUUCAAGGCAGGAGAUGUCAUCCAGGUUCUGGAAGCCUCUAACAAGGACUGGUGGUGGGGCCGGAAUGAGGAGAAGGAGGCCUGGUUCCCGGCAAGCUUUGUCAGGUUGCGUGUCAACCAGGAAGAGCUGUCGGAGAAUUCCAGCAGCACGCAGGGCGAGGAGCAGCAGGAGGAUGCCGGCAAGACCCGCCACAAACACGCUGAGAGCAAGCAGCAGAUGCGGACCAACGUCAUCCAGGAGAUCAUGAACACCGAGCGGGUGUACAUCAAGCACCUCAAGGACAUCUGUGAGGGCUAUAUUCGACAGUGUCGCAAGCACACGGGAAUGUUCACUGUUGCACAGCUAGCCACCAUUUUUGGAAACAUUGAAGAUAUUUAUAAAUUCCAAAGAAAAUUUUUGAAAGACCUUGAGAAACAGUACAAUAAAGAGGAGCCUCAUUUAAGUGAAAUAGGAUCCUGCUUUCUUCAACAUCAAGAGGGCUUCGCUAUCUAUUCCGAGUACUGUAACAACCACCCGGGGGCCUGCGCGGAGCUGUCCAGCCUGAUGAAGCAGAGCAGGUACCGGCACUUCUUCGAGGCCUGCCGCCUGCUGCAGCAGAUGAUUGACAUCGCCAUUGACGGCUUCCUGCUCACACCCGUGCAGAAGAUCUGCAAGUACCCCCUGCAGCUGGCCGAGCUGCUCAAGUACACCACGCAGGAGCACAGUGAUUACAACAAUAUAAAGGCAGCCUACGAGGCCAUGAAGAAUGUAGCCUGUUUGAUCAAUGAGCGCAAACGCAAGCUGGAGAGUAUAGACAAGAUAGCGCGUUGGCAAGUAUCCAUCGUAGGCUGGGAGGGACAGGACAUUUUAGACCGAAGUUCCGAACUGAUCCAUUCUGGGGAGCUGACCAGAAUCACUAAGCAAGGCAAGAGCCAGCAGCGGACAUUCUUUCUGUUUGACCACCAGCUCGUGUCCUGCAAGAAGGACCUGCUGCGCAGGGACAUGCUCUAUUACCGGGGCCGCACGGACAUGGAGGGCAUGGAGCUCGUGGACCUAGAGGACGGGCGGGACAAGGACUGGAACCUCAGCGUGAAAAACGCCUUUAAGCUCGUCAGCAAAACCACUGACGAGGCUCAUCUGUUCUGUGCCAAGAAACAGGAAGACAAGGCCAGGUGGCUGCAGGCGUGGGCGGAUGAACGGAGACGGGUGCAGGAGGACCGGGAAAUGGGAAUGGAAAUUUCCGAAAAUCAGAAGAAACUUGCCAUGUUAAAUGCGCAAAAGGCAGGACAUGGAAAGUCAAAAGGCUAUAAUGGAUGCCCCGUGGCCCCCCCACACCAGAGCUUGCACCCCAUGCACCAGCGCCACGUCACGGUGCCCACCAGCGUCCCGCAGCAGCAGGUGUUCGCCCUGGCAGAACCCAAGCGGAAGCCGUCGCUGUUCUGGCACACUUUCACCAAACUCACCCCUUUCAAGAAAUGA